AUGCUCAGAAGUCCUCUAGUGGAAAAGCACCCCCGAAAACAGCUGGCCACUAAAGCUGCCAGGAAAAGCGCCCCCUCUACUGGCAGGGUGAAGAAACCUCAUCGCUACAGGCCUGGUACCGUGCGGCUUAGAGAGAUUCGUCGAUACCAGAAAUCCACCGAGCUUCUCCUUGGGAAGCUGCCUUUCCAGAGGUUGGUGAGAGAGCUGGCCCAGGAUUUCAUAACCGACUUGAGGUUUCAGAGUGCAGCCAUUGGUGCCCUUCAGGGGGCUAGUGAAGCACAUCUGGUGGGCUUAUCUGAAGAUACUAAUCUGUGUGCCAUCCAGGCUGACAGUCACCAUCAUGCCCAAAGACAUCCAGUUGGCCCGGCGGAUACAGAGAGAGAGCUUAAGUGA
Octodon degus (degu) is the source of this 393-nucleotide messenger RNA. Its product is annotated as histone H3-4-like. Gene Ontology annotation, cellular component: nucleosome. The record is from RefSeq and is a predicted model, not a curated record. Gene Ontology annotation, molecular function: DNA binding; structural constituent of chromatin; protein heterodimerization activity. The coding region runs from base 1 to 393 and encodes 130 amino acids. NCBI's taxonomy places the organism in Eukaryota, Metazoa, Chordata, Mammalia, Rodentia, Octodontidae. The transcript has a single exon.